AUAUAUAUUUAUAUACACACACAUAUAUAAACUGGUCAAUCCUAUAUAUAUAUAUAUUGGUCUAUAUACAUAGAAUCGAUGGAGCAUCUUGCCGCUGGAAUCAAUAUAGCAUCUCGCCGCCGGAAUUUAUGGAAACCCCUCACCGCCGACAAAGCAGCUCUCCUCCUCAGCUCCGCCGUCCGCGGCUGCACCCUAAUCCAAAAACCCCCAUAGAUCAAGACCUAUUUCUUUACCGAUCUGAACUCCACAAUUAGCCUAAUCGACAACAAUAUCAUCUUCUGCGGAAACAUCAUCCCUGCGACGACGACCGAGACGAACUGGACGAGUACCAGAAGAGCGACUACUUCACCAUUGUUAAAUCGCUGUCGUUUCACAAGUCUCGCAGCUCUCAGUUGAUCGGCGACUCGAACCGCUUCACUGGUCGAGCUCGCUACAGUUUCUGAAUUCGGAUGCGCAUCCGAGCAGGAGUUUCAUCGGUGAAUAUUACGGCGAUCACAUCCAUGUCAGCGAAAUCGAGGCGGCGGAUGUUCAUGUUUUGCUCUGCCCUACCUACACAUGUAUACAUCUAUAUAUAGAUUGGGGAGAAUUGACCUAGAUACCCAAAGAAUUGUUUCGUUUCCGUUUUGGCUUUCACUUUCCAUUUCCGUUGCGGCUUUCGCUUGAGUUUGGAGUGGGAGCUAGAUGCAAGUUAGAUUGUGAGUCGGGUUUCAAGACGACUCCUCUGGUGGUGGCUUAUGUUUAGGUUCCGCAGCAUCUCCUUUUCUAUGGCCUAGUUACUUCGACCCAGAGUAGUAUUCCUACCUUUGUUGCUGACAAAAGACUGACCAAGAUAUAUGCCCUACACAAUUUUGACCCAGUUGAAACACUCUCUCUGUCUCUAAAUUUCUUGGAUCCACCAAGUUUUAUUCUUCCUCAGUCUCCUUAUUUUGGGUUGUCUGUUGGCUUCACUUGUGGAUGGUAGUGUCCUGUUGGUCGUCGGAGAGGAAGAGUCCGCUAAUGGUGAUGAUUAUGACGGUGGUAGUUAUGGCCGCGGCGCCACCAUCUGUGGUAGUUGUCUGUGUAUGUAUAUAACUGUGUAUCUAUACAUGGUGGGAGGUGUGUAUGUUAAUAUAACUUUAUUUUUGGGCAAUAUAGUCAUUUCACAUAUAAAUUUUAUAUUAUGUUAUAUUAAUAAAAUAGUAAAGGGUAUUUUAGUUAUUUAAGAAUAAUUUCUACUGAAAAACAACACCGGACACUUUGGAAGGAGGUGAGUGAUAUUUCAAAACGUUAGGGGGUAAUGCCUGUAAUUAAGCAUAACUUUGAAAGAGAUAAACGUAAUUAUUCCCUCAAACUAAUCCUUAUUAACACUUUCUUUUAGCAUUAUGUUACAUCAUUUGGUACUUAUUCACACUUUGUUUUAGCAUUAUUUUGCAUCAUUUGAUUGAAAAUUUAAUGACUCUUGUCAUCCUAGGAUUCAAAUUUAAUAUAUUUUGAAUGGGUAUACAAUACUUGAAAGUAAGUUUCAUGUAAAACAAUUCUUGCUUAAACUUUCACAAAAAAUAUAUAUAUAUUAUGGACUAAAAAUUAAAAUUUCUUUAAAUUAUAUUUUAUUUAGAAUACAAAAAUAGUCAAAAUCGCAUCAGAGGAGAGAGAGGGGGGGGGGACUAUAGCCUAUAAAGAAUACGGAACGGACCAAAAAAAGAGCAAUAAACGAACGGUGUUGAUAAAACGGCGCUCACAUCUGAGUCGUCUCCUCUCUGCCCUCUUCUCCAGCGUCCGAUCUCUCACUUCUCCUCCUCCAUACCCAUCGAUCUUAAAGCCUCCCUCGCGCCAAAAUUACAAAUUAAACACCACACCUUCGGUAGGUUGUGGUGCAGUGCUCGCUUUGUUGACCUAGGGCGUUGGCGACGAUGGCCGAUUCUCUGGCAAGUCCCGGCGGAGGUAGUCACGAGAGCGGCGAGCACAGCCCCAGGGCGAACGUCCGCGAACAGGACAGGUAUUUGCCGAUCGCCAACAUCAGUCGGAUCAUGAAGAAGGGGAUUCCCGCGAAUGGGAAGAUCGCGAAGGAUGCGAAGGAGACCGUUCAGGAAUGCGUCUCGGAGUUCAUCAGUUUCGUCACUAGCGAAGCAAGCGAUAAGUGCCUGAGAGAGAAGAGGAAGACGAUUAAUGGGGAUGAUCUGCUGUGGGCAAUGGCGACUCUAGGGUUUGAAGAUUAUAUUGAUCCGCUCAAGGUGUACUUGAAUCGAUACAGAGAGGUAAUUGUUAUCUAGUGAUUUUUCUGGUUAGGUUACUUUAAUUCGAAUUAUGGGUAUGAUUUUUUUUUUUAUCUGACAAAUUUUUUCUUUUCUUUUUUUCUUUAAUUCUGUUAUGGGUUGGACGCUCUGUUGCAGAUGGAGGGUGACACCAGAGGAUCAGCCAGAGGAGGGGAUGGUUCUGCUAAGAAAGAUGGUUUUCAAUCCGAUCCAAAUGCCCAACUUGCUCAUCAAGGUUCAUUUUCACAAGGCAUGAUUAAUUAUGAGAGCUCUCAAUCGCAGGCUCAACAUAUGAUGGUUCCCAUGCAAGGCGGAGAGUAGAAUCUAUUCUUCAUUUACUGUUUCAUCAUUUAUAUUCCUAUUGGAGGAUAUUGUGUUUAAAAUCGAUGACUUGCAUUUAUGAAUAUUGAUGUGAUCUUAAGCCUCUCAGGUACUGGGUAGUUUUGGUGCUCUCAUAUUGUUGUGGUGCUCUCAUAUGUUCUUUCAAGCUUUAUUCUGUUUAGGCUUGUAUAUUAAGGUUUGUUCUUUCAGAGAGUACAUUUGGUGGAUUUAUUUAAAACUAUUUUGUUGUUUCUCCAUGUCAUGCAAAAAAAACUUGAAAGAACUUAUUAAGAUAUUUGUAUUGCUUCAUAUUUCUUCUUU
Messenger RNA from Cornus florida, 2873 nucleotides. Its product is annotated as nuclear transcription factor Y subunit B-10-like. The record is from RefSeq and is a predicted model, not a curated record. Gene Ontology annotation, biological process: regulation of transcription by RNA polymerase II. NCBI's taxonomy places the organism in Eukaryota, Viridiplantae, Streptophyta, Magnoliopsida, Cornales, Cornaceae. Gene Ontology annotation, cellular component: CCAAT-binding factor complex; nucleus. Gene Ontology annotation, molecular function: DNA-binding transcription activator activity, RNA polymerase II-specific; RNA polymerase II cis-regulatory region sequence-specific DNA binding; protein heterodimerization activity. The transcript has 6 exons. Bases 1890 to 2249 code for a protein of 119 amino acids.